AUUCGUUCUUUCGUUCCUUAAAAAUGUUGGUGAAGUGAACAUGGUGCAAUAGUUGUGUGAAUUAAAAAAUAGACUGAAAACACGGGAUACCAUUAAACUAAAUCCAUAAACAGAAACAUUAGAUCGAUAAAACAUGGAUGAAUACACAAGAGAACCUUGCCCGUGGCGUAUCCUUGACGACUCUGGUGGUGCGUUUAUCAUGGGUGCCAUUGGAGGUGGUAUUUUCCAUUCAAUAAAGGGAUUUAGAAAUGCGCCUAUAGGAUUCAAUAGAAAAAUGCUUGGCAGUUUAGCAGCAAUCAAAGAGAGAUCCCCCAUUGUAGCUGGUAAUUUUGCAGUUUGGGGAGGCAUGUUCUCCACAAUCGACUGUUCUCUAGUGUACCUGCGACAAAAGGAAGACCCAUGGAAUUCCAUCAUGAGCGGAGCUCUGACAGGAGGCAUUCUUGCUGCACGAAAUGGUGUCCCAGCAAUGGCAGGCAGUGCUCUAGUCGGAGGUAUCCUCCUCGCUCUGAUCGAAGGCAUCGGUAUCAUGUUCACUAGACUCACCGCCGAGCAGUUCCAUCCCCAGCAGCCCAUAUUUGAAGACCCUUCAGUGUUAGGACAGACACAGCCACAAGGGCAGUCUUUUCAAUAGUAGUUAAUUAACUAAGUUCAAAACUCAUGCAGUCUUAAGUUUUUUUGCUCAACUUAGUAACAAGUUCAGUAAGUUGAUUAACCAAUUCGUUCAAGAACGAAUGUAUUCAAUAUCCUCUGUUUUGUUCAUGUGAUACAUGUGAGAAACUAUUAAUAAAUCAUUAUUACUCAUUGUAAUCAUAUUUACAUUGUUAAUAUCAAUAUGUAAUUGUGUAGUUAAUGUUAGGCCCAUACUUAAGACUGUAUAGCCAAACCAUCUCAUAAUUUGUUAUGUAACUAGACAUUGUUUACCAUAUAUGGGUUUGAGUGAGUUAUUUGCAUCUGUGAUAUUCUCAGUUCUGUGCUGAUUGCUUAUAAUUUUGCUCCGAAAGUGUCACCAACAUUUUUGUUGUCUAUUUGAUCCAAAGGUCCAAGCAACUUGACUAUUAUUAUUGUUAAUUAAAUUAUAAUGUAAUUUUCAUACAAUAUUGUCUGUGUGAGUCACUUUUGACUGAUUAUUUGUUUCCCAUAAGGUCAAGAGUGGCACGUGCACUGAGCGUGGUGGCCGGAACGUGCUUAGUCUUUGGAAUUUGUUUAUCCCAUUUUCUGAGACUUACACUUUGAUGGCAUCAUGUUCUUUUUUGCACAUUAGUCUAUAU
Messenger RNA from Ostrinia furnacalis (Asian corn borer), 1268 nucleotides. RefSeq names its product mitochondrial import inner membrane translocase subunit Tim17-B. Lineage: Eukaryota; Metazoa; Arthropoda; Insecta; Lepidoptera; Crambidae. The record is from RefSeq and is a predicted model, not a curated record. The transcript is spliced from 4 exons. Gene Ontology annotation, biological process: protein import into mitochondrial matrix. Bases 134 to 631 code for a protein of 165 amino acids. Gene Ontology annotation, molecular function: transmembrane protein transporter activity. Gene Ontology annotation, cellular component: TIM23 mitochondrial import inner membrane translocase complex.